Messenger RNA from Topomyia yanbarensis, 2086 nucleotides. RefSeq lists its product as uncharacterized. Gene Ontology annotation, biological process: carbohydrate metabolic process; chitin catabolic process. The record is from RefSeq and is a predicted model, not a curated record. NCBI's taxonomy places the organism in Eukaryota, Metazoa, Arthropoda, Insecta, Diptera, Culicidae. The transcript has 3 exons. Gene Ontology annotation, cellular component: extracellular region. The coding region runs from base 535 to 2055 and encodes 506 amino acids. Gene Ontology annotation, molecular function: chitinase activity; chitin binding.
CUGGGAGUGAUUCUUUUUUACCUAUACCGGAUAGAAGCUAUCGAUCCGCAGUUGUUUCUAACAGUGAAAAGUGCAAAUAUAACUAGCCUGAACCUGCAGGACAUAUCUAGUGCGUAUGUGAUCGUAACCGAUAUGCUGGUUAGCCCCGAGGGCCAGCCGCUGUCUUUGCUGGAUGGAAAAUGUGAGUUUUAUAAACUGGAUGCGUCAUUCAGAAUGUUUAUAGUUUGUUUUGUCUGUGCAGUGAAGCAAUCAACAUUAGAUGGAUUGAACGAGCUGGGACCAGGAGUUCAAUUGAUUGCAUCCUUCGGUGGAAGUGCUGUGCCAUCGGAACUCUUCUCUCACUUGGUAGAGAGCAAAUCUAGACGUGCAGCUUUUGUUCGCAAUGUGAUUCAUUUCGCUUCGAGCAACGGAUUCAGUGGCGUGGAUAUUGCUUGGUUGUAUCCAACUGAGGCUGAUAAAGUUCGUUUAGAUGACUGACCAAAUAUGCAAAGAUUAUUUACUACAUCUAUGUUCUUCUAGGAAAACUAUGGGAAUAUGUUGAAAGAGUUGAGAGCGGCUUGUGAUAAGAGAAAACUGAUUUUAACGGUUACAGUUCCGAGUCAUCCUUCUGUUAUUGGGAAAAACUAUCCCGUGAAAGAUUUGGAAAACACAGCAAAUUAUGUAAUUUUGUGUACGACUGAAUUCAGGAAAUUGAAGAAAACAUCACUAGUGGCACCUUUGUACUCGCUUAAAGAGGGAUCAUCCAACAGUGUGGACCACCACAUCAACGCGUGGAAGCGUGCAGGGUUGAGUGGCGACAAAAUUGUGAUGGUUAUUCAGACUAACGCCCUGACCUACAAACUUCACCAACCGAACGAGUACCGACUGGGGUCGCCAGUUGCGAAGAUGAAGAUUCGACCGUUUUACAAAAUUUGUCAGAAGCUGUACAGUGGUUCGCUGGAGGUAUUCGAAGAAACGGGCCGUUGUCCUUAUGCAUUCCGCGAACAGAAUUGGUAUUCGUACGAGAACAAUAAGUCGAUCCAGGGGAAGGUUGCGUACGCAGUUAGACAUUCACUGGGUGGAAUUGGUGUGUUUAACUACGACGAAGAUGAUCCAUUUGAUUGGUGCGGGGAUGGGUCACAUCCGGUGACUCGAACGGUACUAGCUUCGUUACAUGCGGCUCACAGACCAAUGUCCGAUAGUACGGCUUCAAUUGCACAGCGAAGUGUUGCUGAUUCCGAUUUUGACGCUUUUGAAGGAUACGCUCAACUUAGGGUUGUCGACAAGGAUUCACAAGACGACACGGACAUUCAAAUAAAUAACGAAGAUCUUAGUGGCUACAGCAAACCACAAUCUUCGUAUGUUGUUCGGCAAAUACCACCGCGGCUUGCUUCCACGUGUACGAGUAGGCCAGCAUGUCGUACAACAAUUACUACCACAACUACCACCAGAAGACCAGUUCCUAUACCAGGAUGUGGAAGUGGGGAUGAUGAUAGUUCUGAUGUUUCACCGUGUAGCGAUGAGGAUGAGUAUGACUCAUCGGUGAUACUAGCGAACUCGGAUCAAGCCUUUGCAGCACUUAAUUCCCCUGUGGAAGGUCCCAACGCAAACCAUUUAUUUUCGGAAGUUGCAGGACCAGCCAGUUCCGGUCCACUCUUUUCAGAGCGAGAACCUGUCGUGAGAAUUAAACCUGUUCCGAAAAGUGCCCAAUUUGAUCCACAACGAUCCCGGAUAGGCAUCAUUGCAACAGCUAGUCAUGGAUCGGCAGCGCCUGUACAACCAAGCGGACCACUGACAAAUAUUGUUGCUACGGCAACAUAUCAAACUACUGCAGCUCCAAACACACUUCUUGCUGGCGCAAAUAGCAUGUCUCAACUUCUGUCCUUGCUGAGCAAUCAGAUUACUCAGCCAGUUUCUACAGUGUGUCCCUACGAUGGAAUUAUUCCCGAUCCGCGGAAUCCUCGCUACUAUUACUUGUGUCGGAAAGGACUCCCAAUGUGCGACGAAAAUAGAUUCUCCUGUGCCGACGGAUACGUGUUUAACCCGGUUAGUCAGAAGUGUGCCCCGCUCAUGUAGAAAUCUGAUUCCUGAUGUCGGUAGCAGUCUA